AUGCUGCUUCACGAGCCAGGGCCGACCGCCCUUGUGGGGCUGCCCGCGGCGCCGUUUCAGGCGCGACCGCUGGAUGCCAAAUGCCCGCCCACCACGUCUCGGCGAUGCGAGGCCCAGUGGAAGGCGCGGCGGUCAGCAUCUUCCCCACAGCUGCGGUGCAGCGAAUACCACUGCCUGCCUGCCCAACUUGAGACAGCCCAAACUCUGCGACAUGAGAAAUUGGUCCCCACUCCAUCAGCUGUGGGGCAGGGCGACCCUUACCCUGGAGGGCUUGCCAAACAUCAGGAUGGGGAGACAAUGGCCAGGGAGUCCUUGAGACUGCUGGAGUGGCCCAACCUCUGCCGUCAGGUGGCGGCCUUUGCAGAGACCUCGCUUGGGGCAGAGUUGCUGCUUGAGAGAGGGGCGCCAAUGGGGAUGACGCUGGAUGAGAGUGAGGCCUUGCUGCAAGAGACUGAGGAAGCUACAGAAGCUGGCCUGAGAUUUGAUGGCAUCUAUGAUAUUCGGCCAGCUCUCAAAGUGGCUGCCAUGGGCGAUCGUUGUCUAACAGAGCUGCAGCUGGCUGGAGUGGCCUCCACGCUGGAGGGUGCUGAACGGCUUUGUCACACUGUUGCUGGUGGUGGAUUGUCUGUCUCCAGGUUUCCAGCCUUGGGAAGGCUGGCUGCUGGAUGUGGCCCAGAGGAGAAGGGGCUUGUUACAGAAAUCCGGCGCUGCAUUGAGCCAGCAUUUGGGCACAUUGCUGACAACGCCACUCCUCACCUGGCUGACAUCCGUGAGCGGACCCGUGCAAAUGGGGUCGAACUGCAGAAGUCAGCUAAGGCAUGGGCCACACAGCUGCAUCAGCAGGGAGUAAGCGAGCGGCCCAUCGUCGUGGUUCGUCGAGGCCGUGAAUGUGUGGCCAUCAAGGCAGGAAGCCAGAGCCAGCUGCCCAGGGGCAGUGUUCAACUGGCUUCCAGCAAGAGCGGCUCAACGCUGUACAUGGAGCCAGCACCGAUUGUGGAGCUCAACAAUCGCAAGGCGAUUCUCAGCAGCGAGGAAGCCCAAGAGGAGCGGAGUAUCCUCAUGCAGCUGACGAGAAUGUUGGCAGCAUGCGCCAGCAGGGUUGCAGACAUCAUGGAGUCCGUUGCCUCCCUGGAUGUGGUCAAUGCCCGAGCAGAGCACAGCAAGUGGCUUGGUGGUGUCCGUCCAAAGUUCUUGUCAACCGAACAGAUCCGCGAUGGGUAUCGAGCCUGCCUUCCCCAGGCCAGGCACCCCAUCCUCAUGCAACGUGCCUUGCCGCCACUCAGGGAGCCCCCCUCUGCCUCCGAUGCGCCAUUUGCAAACAAUUUCAGGGAGCCCACCAAGCCCUUCCAGGUUGAUCCACCUGGGGAUAGUGCACAACAGGAUUCCCCUGAAUGCGAUUUGCCAGUCCCCAUCGACCUUGUGGUGCCUGUUGGCACUGCCGUCGUGGCGCUCACAGGGCCAAAUACCGGAGGCAAGACAGCAUCCUUGAAAACACUUGGCCUGCUGACCUUGAUGUCCAAGGCAGGAAUAUUCCUGCCAUGUGGGGCAGCAUUGGAAGGUGGGCCACAGCCAGAGCUGAUGUGGUUCGAUCAAGUUCUGGCUGACAUAGGCGACGAUCAGAACCUGCAGCAGAGCCUGUCGACCUUCAGCGGGCACAUCAGAAGAGUUAACAAGAUUUUGCACACAGCAACUUCAGCAUCACUCGUUGUCCUGGACGAGGUUGGAAGCGGCACUGAUCCCACGGAGGGAUCUGUUCUGGCAGAAGCCAUUCUGGACCAUCUUGCAGGCCAGGCAGCCCUCACCGUGGCCACCACUCACCACUCCAGUAUCAAGGAAAUGGCAGACUGCGACGAUCGAUUUGUGAAUGCAAGUGUGGGCUUUGAUGGUCGUUCCCUGAGGCCCACCUAUGUGCUGGCGUGGGGUGACGCUGGGAAGUCCAACGCGCUGGACAUCUCGGCACAAUUAGGUUUUGAUCCGGUGGUGGUGGAAGCUGCCAGGGAGCUGGUUGCAGAAAUGCGUGGCAAAGGCACACAGGAGGCUGAAACGCCUCAACUUCAUUCCUUCUUGACAGCAAAGCUGGAUGCUGCUGUGAAAGAGGCUGACAAGGAUGCGCUGGCUCUCCAGGCAGCUGGGGAGAGGCUGAAAGGGCUGCAAGAAAGCAUUCGCCAGCUUCAGGCCGAAGAAAGUGAGCUGCAGGACAUUCAAGGCAAUGCAGAUGCCCUUCAGGUCGCCAUCUCCAAGGAAGUGCAGGAUUUGCUGGAUGGCGCCCGGAGCGGCAGGAUUGCGGUGGAAUCAGUCAAGGAGCGACUUAGGGAACUUGAGACAGAGGUGGCUGCGACGAGCGGGAAGGUAUCGACAGACAGAGGCGUGCAGAAGGAGAAGGACGGCGGUGCGCCUCAAAUACGCAACGCUGCAGCACAUUUGGUUGUGUUUGCCAGGAUUUGA
Ostreobium quekettii is the source of this 2445-nucleotide messenger RNA. The record is from the annotation of a GenBank genome assembly. Lineage: Eukaryota; Viridiplantae; Chlorophyta; Ulvophyceae; Bryopsidales; Ostreobiaceae.